UAUCUAGUCACCUUGCAAGUAACAUUUCAGAGGAGCUGUCAUUUGCAACACUCUUAAGAGUUCGGAGAAUGGUGACAUAAAGCACUCAUGGCCAAGACCUACCCCGUGUUACCUCAAAUUGGAGCUGGUAUCCUCAUCAUUGGCUUUGUCUUCCGAGAUAUCAAGGCUUUGCAAGCACUCAUCGAGAGAUACAGAGGUGGAACAACCGAAGCAAAAUCCUACAAAUCGAAAUGAGUAUGGAUUUGAAGGACCCAAAGACAUUGGCCAAGGCUGUGGAGGCUUUGACAACUUCGGGUGUAGCAGAGCUGGAUGAGAAGGAGUUGAAAAAAGUUAAAAAGAUCUGCAAGAGUACUCCAGAGUCCAUUCCGUUCUUGUAUGAUGUGGUCAUGGUUCAACUAAAGAAGAAGCACUCAGAGAUCAGACUAUCCACAUUUCAGUUGAUUAUUGAGAUAUUUCAGAGAUCCCAUGCCUUCCGGGAGAAGAUCGUGAAUAAUCUCCAAGAGAUUUUAGAACUGAGCAUGGAUAUUUCUGGCCAAUUGCCAUUACCAAAGGCUGCUCGAGAACGGUUGAAGAAGCUUUCCUUGGAAACAAUGAAGGACUGGGUUCAAAAGUUUGGCGAAGGAUAUAAGAAGCUUUCUUUGGCCUACAACUAUUUGAAACAAGUCAAAAAAGUAGACUUUAAUGACAUGGAGGCUAGAAGUGCACUGGAGAGGCAAGUUGAGGAAGAAAAAAGCAAAAAGAUGAACAAUAUCUGGAAGGAACGAGUCAAGAGAAUCACAGGCGAAAUGAGGGACGCUCAAGGGGAUAUUCAAGAUUGUUGUACUCAACUGAAAUCGUGCUUUGAGCUCCUGCUCCCGACUUUAAAAAACUUUGACUAUGCCGGUGACAUUGACCUGGAGGCAGACCAAUCCGAGGAUUUCGCCAACUCAAGAGUGCAUGGGUUGGCCCAAUCCUCCAGGCAAGCCAUUCAAGUUGAAGUGGGUGCCAGUUCCGGUCAAAAGUUGAUUCCGACGGAUGAAAAUGAGGCAAUAAUAGAAAAUCUCCGGGAUCAGCAUACAAUCUUAGACCACAAGCUCCUCCCAAUGGCCAAAGCUUGGUGUGUAACCUUGGCCAAAGCUGGUGAUAUUUGCGAUAGCGACUCGCUGAAGAAGGCCAUUGAUGUGAAGCAGAUUCUUGAAGAGAUGGAUUCCAAAGCUAAAGACCUCGGCGUUGAUCUUAAAGGGAAGAACCAAGAUAAUUCUGACUCUGAUACUGACGAUGACGACUUUGUAGAGGUUGAGCCAAAACCAGAUUUCGAGGCAUCUGUGCUUUAUGAGCCUCAAGACCUAAUUCAAGUUGCCACACGUGACCCCCAACCCUCCACUUCAGGAACUCAGAAAACCCAAUCCACAUGGACCCUUUUACAAGAGGAUCAAGCGGACGAUCCAACGACCGCAGCAGCCACUCUAACCAAAUUGAAGGCCCACAUUCGACCCAGCAACCUGCCCAAAAUUGACCCAUCUCUUAGAAAAGAUGUUCCAGUUUUGCCCUAUGAUGUCGAUCUAUACAACUGGGGUGAGGAAAUCAAGCCUCAGAAGGUCAUCAUCGACAACGAAAAGCUCCGGUUUUGGGGAGGCUCCGGGCGUGAUGAUGAUGAAAUGGUGAUUCCCGGCUCAGACGCAGCCAUGAGGGAGAGAUCUAUUGCCUUCACAGGAUCUUUCGAGCCCGUCCAAUGGAGUUGCCGGGCUCCUUUGGCUACUGGUAGACUUUGUCCUCGGAAGGAUCGUGUGAAGUGUCCACUUCACGGCAAGAUCAUUCCUCGCGACAAUAUGGGCAAUCCCUCAAAUUUGGCGGAUAAAUUGGCCUUGGAAAAGAUUGCACAGGACAAAAUGGCAGCCAAUCCAGAUUGGCAGGAUCCCCAACUUCUUCAAGACAUUAAGGCCAGCACAGGAAAGGAUUUAAGAAUUGUCAGGAAAGGCGACAAGAAGAAGCAGAAGCGGAAAUUCCCAGGGUUGACGGAUAUUGGCGCCAUUGAGAACAACACACGUGCUCGCCUAGAGAAGAAGAUUUUUAACCGCUCUUCAAUGAAAAGGGUGGCCAGUACGGUCAAUCGAAUAGAAGCCAACAAAUUUCAAGAUAAAUUUGGCGAUCAAUUUAACUAUGUAUUCUCGAAAUAGGCGCAAUACACUAGAAUAUAUCUAACGAAACCUUA
Molecule: messenger RNA, 2191 nt
Organism: Tigriopus californicus
Lineage: Eukaryota; Metazoa; Arthropoda; Copepoda; Harpacticoida; Harpacticidae
Product: UV-stimulated scaffold protein A-like
Exons: 3
Coding region: 231-2156 (641 amino acids)
Biological process (GO): response to UV; transcription-coupled nucleotide-excision repair
Cellular component (GO): chromosome
Molecular function (GO): RNA polymerase II complex binding
Source: RefSeq, a predicted model, not a curated record